ACUCGACUCUCUGCCAUGAAUCCGUACGCCCCUCAUAAAGAUGGCGGACUCAACGUCUCCGAAAGGUCACAGCAUAGUUUUGCUUCCGGUUGUCUCAAGCCUGUUCUUCUCGGAGAAGCAGGCCGUGCUCGGUGCGCAGUUCCGGAGUGGCGCGGUGCGGCGCUGCUGGGACCAUGUCAGCGGGUUGGUAUGCUUCUGCUGUUUUGUAAUUCUGUCGGCGAUAUGGACAACCAGGUAUUAGUCAUUCGUAUUAAAGUUCCCGACGGGGUGGACGUUGACUGGACUGUGCAUUCGGCUUCACCUCUUCACUUCAGAGAUGUGCUGGAUGUGAUUAGUCAAGUCCUGCCUGAUGCAACAACUACAGCUUUUGAAUAUGAAGAUGAGGAUGGUGACCGGAUAACCGUCAGAAGUGAUGAGGAAAUGAAGGCUAUGUUAUCAUAUUACACCAAUGCUGUGGUGGAGCAGCAGAUGAAUGGCCAGCUCACAGAACCACUUCAGAUAUUUCCAAGAGCCUGCAAGCCUCCCGGGAAGAGGAACAUUCACGGCCUGAAGGUGAACACACGUGCUGGCACCACUCAUAACAGCAGCUCCAUUGCAUCCGAUACUUUGCCUAACAAUAGUUUGAAGAAGUCAUCAGCAGAGCUCAAGAAGAUCUUGGCCAAUGGACAGAUGAAUGAGCAAGACAUUCGAAAUCGGGAUAUCCUGGGUCAUGGGAAUGGUGGCACAGUAUACAAAGCACAUCAUGUCCCAAGCGGGAAAAUUCUAGCUGUUAAGGUUAUUCCCUUGGACAUCACUGCUGAAUUACAGAAGCAAAUCAUGUCAGAGUUAGAAAUUCUUUAUAAGUGUGACUCAUCCUACAUCAUUGGCUUUUAUGGGGCUUUUUUUGUGGAAAACCGAAUCUCCAUCUGCACAGAGUUUAUGGAUGGGGGCUCUUUGGAUGUAUACCGGCGGAUCCCAGAACAUGUCCUCGGGAGGAUAGCAGUGGCUGUGGUUAAAGGACUCACCUAUCUGUGGAGCCUGAAGAUUUUACACAGAGAUGUCAAGCCAUCUAACAUGCUGGUGAACACGCGGGGUCAGGUGAAGCUGUGUGACUUUGGAGUCAGCACUCAGCUGGUCAACUCCAUUGCCAAAACCUAUGUGGGAACCAAUGCAUAUAUGGCACCAGAGAGGAUAUCAGGGGAGCAGUAUGGCAUCCAUUCAGACAUGUGGAGUUUGGGAAUUUCUUUCAUGGAGCUUGCCCUGGGGAGAUUUCCUUACCCUCAGAUUCAGAAAAACCAGGGAUCUUUAAUGCCUCUUCAGCUGCUGCAGUGCAUUGUUGAUGAGGACCCUCCAGUCCUUCCAGCUGGGGAUUUCUCAGAGUCGUUUGUACACCUCAUCACUCAAUGCAUGAGGAAGUCACCCAAGGAGAGGCCAGCUCCUGAGGACCUGAUGGGUCACCCCUUCAUUUUGUUAUACAAUGAUGGCAAUACUGAGGUGGUCUCCAUGUGGGUCUGCCGAACCCUUGAAGAGCGGCGGUCACAACAGAACUGCCAGUGAUUACUUACACAGCAUGGCGAGAGGACUGUGCCUUUGUUCCUGCACCACAAGACGACUCCUUCAAGCCUUUCAGACAGUUCUUAAAUGGCACUGGGGAAAUCCAGUGGCUUUCAUGCUACUAUCCUUUGCCCUCUUCUCUUCUGGUGUCUUAGUGGAGUUGCCAAACUGAGACCUAGGCUUGGACCAGAAAGGAAUGGAGUCUUGUGAUUUUACAUCAGGUGGUUUGCGCUGGUGUGCAGAACAUGUGUUGUGGUGAGCUGAAGUGGUGCCCAGUUUGGGAUAGGGGAACAACCUGGAUUAUUAAAUUAUGAGCAAAUUCAUUACAUCCCAUGGCUUGGGAAAACUCAGAACUAUGACUAUAUUUUGCAAUAUUUUGUUGUAAAAAGCUGCAUUUGUGCAAUAAAUCUUUCUUUCCGAAA
Molecule: messenger RNA, 1955 nt
Organism: Erpetoichthys calabaricus (reedfish)
Lineage: Eukaryota; Metazoa; Chordata; Cladistia; Polypteriformes; Polypteridae
Gene: map2k5
Product: mitogen-activated protein kinase kinase 5
Exons: 22
Coding region: 16-1536 (506 amino acids)
Biological process (GO): protein phosphorylation
Molecular function (GO): protein kinase activity; protein binding; ATP binding
Source: RefSeq, a predicted model, not a curated record